Molecule: messenger RNA, 3296 nt
Organism: Chinchilla lanigera (long-tailed chinchilla)
Lineage: Eukaryota; Metazoa; Chordata; Mammalia; Rodentia; Chinchillidae
Gene: Dzank1
Product: double zinc ribbon and ankyrin repeat domains 1
Exons: 20
Coding region: 92-2167 (691 amino acids)
Biological process (GO): eye photoreceptor cell development
Source: RefSeq, a predicted model, not a curated record
AUCUGCUCAGCUCCCAGUGGGCACGCCACCCCUCGCCGCGUCUGUGGUAACCCGAGCGGCAGCGAAAGAGAAAGCUAGAAGAGGAGCGAACAUGACGGCUGGUUCCGUGUGUGUCCCUCAGAUCAUACCACUGCGAGUGCCUCAGCCUGGGAAAGCGAACCAUGAAAUUGAUAAUAAUACUCUUUUGGAAAUGAAAUCAGACACCCCAGAUGUUAACAUAUAUUAUACCCUGGAUGGCAGCAAACCUGAAUUUGUGAAGAAAAUUGGUUAUGGUGAAAAUAACACAUUGAAGUACACAAAACCUAUUACUCUGCCUGAUGGGAAAAUACAAGUUAAAGCUAUUGCCGUGUCUAAAGACAACAGGCAGAGUGGAAUUGUCACAAAGGUGUUCCAAGUGGACUAUGAACCACCAAGCACAGCCUCUUCCGAAGACAGAGUUGAAAGUGUUCUCAGAGGCCCUUCGAAGCAGGAAUUAAAACAUGGACUUGUUGGACCAAAAGUAAAGAAGAAAUGUAAGAGCGCUGAACAUAAACCUGGUUGGAAUGUUAGCACUCGAAAGUUUCCAGACCUCGAGAUAGGCGAAAGAACUGACCGCAGAACUCUGAAGGAUCUUCGCUUCCCGGAGAGUCCCCUGGAAAUCCCAGCUCACUGUGAAGGAUCAAGCUCUCGGCUGCCCUCCCACCUGUCCCAGUCCCCUGGUUUUGCACACAUACCGGGCCAGAAGAGUUUGACAAGCACGGAGAUCAUGAGAAUCCAGAGGCAGACAGACUUUCUCAAGUGCGCCCACUGCCUGGGCCCCCGGCCCUCGGACCCCUUCGCGCGCUUCUGUCCCGAGUGUGGCGCUCCGGUCCCGCCCAUAUUCGGCUGUCGUCUUCCACCCCCAGAAGGAGCACAGAUGGGCUCGUGCGCAGAAUGUGGGAAUGUGGUGCCCAUGAACGCCCCCAUCUGUGUGGUGUGCGAAGCCCCGCUUGCUCCGCAGCUGCGGCCCCAGGCCAGCCUCCAUUUGAAGGCAAAGGUGAUCUGCCGCUCCUGUGGCACGGGGAACCCUGCUCACCUGAGCUACUGCGUCACCUGCGAGGGGGACCUGCCUUCACCCCAAGAGCCCAUGCACGGUGGAGAGAAAGCACCCCCUCUGCUGACCCAGAAAGGAGAGACCACUUCCUGCUGCAGAUGUGGCCGCCGCUGCAACCUCGGGGAGGCGACCUUCUGCGACUGGUGUGGAACCCUGCUUGGCCUGUCUGCCAGCCACUCUGUCUGCCCUAAAUGUGGGGCCAGCAAUCACCCGUCCGCCCGGUUCUGCACUACCUGUGGUGUUUGUGUGAAUUCCAUGGCAAGAUGGAGCCUGGAGGGCAGCCCGGCUGUCCUCGUGGGGGAGCUGCGCCCUGCAUCUCAGGCCCGAUCUGCGUGGCAGCCCCUAACUGUCCCUCUGCCCAGCGCUGACACCGGGGUGAAGAAGCACGCGGGCACCCAGACUGUGGGCCUCUUCUACCCGUCUAGCAGGCAGCUGGCCGCAAACCGGCCGGAGCUGGAGGGGCGUGGCCGUGGGCCUCUACUCACGGCCAUCAGCCCGGGCAGAGGCUACUGGAGGAAACAGUUGGAUCACAUCUCCGCUCACCUCCGGUCUUACGCCCAGAACAACCCUGAGUUCCGGGCGCUGAUCUCGGAGCCCAGGAUGGGGAAGCUUAUCUCUGCCACUGUCCAUGAAGAUGGCUGUGAAGUUAGCAUCAGGCUGAAUUAUAUUCAAGUCUCCAGCAAGAACCUACACCUCAGCAAAGCGAUGGACGUCAGUGACCGCUUUCUCAGCAGUGUCACCGAGGGUGGCGAUGGCCUCUGGGGCAGCAGGUCCAGCCUGGUGAGUGACCACAGCCAGAGUCCCUCAGACGCCACUGACCAGCCCAAGGUGAUGAAGAGCGUCAAGGGCAGAAACUUUGACAGGAAGAAAGAGGCGCCAAUGCCCAGAAGCAGACGCCUGCUGGAGGACAUGGGCACAGCAGGGCACGCAGAAGCCUCUGUGCUUCAACAGCUGCUGGCCGAGGAUGCAGACCCCAACUGCAGUGACAGCGAGGGCCCAUCUGCUGUAGCCGUGGCUGCCUUGAAUAAGCACCAGGAAGCCAUUCGGGUUCUCACUCGGAGAGGAGCCGACAAGGACCAGCAGGGGCCUAGAUAACAACUGCACAUGGUUCAAAGCUGAAAGGUCUCAUCCCGCCAUCCUCAGGGGCGCCAGGGAGCCCAGGCCCAUCUGUGUUGUCCUGGGGCCGGAUGAAAACAUAUAGGACACAUGUCCAGGCCCCCAUGGGCCACACAGUACGUAUGUAACUCACGCAUGCUCUUUGCCCUCGUUAACACAAUGCCAGCAAAGUGCACACCACUCUGCGUCGUGUAGGUGGCUCCAAAUUACCAUGUAGAGGUUGAACUUCACGCUUCCGCAUUGAGCUCAUCGGUCUCCAUCCUUUGCUGCUGGCCUCAGUGAAACCAUCAGCAGGAACGCGUGACUCCGACCCCUCUCUUCUAGAGGUGGUGAUUUCAGUCUGGGUCGCGGUGCUGGAGUAGCAAAGCCUCUGAACUGUUCUGCUAACAUACAUACACAGGACAUUUAUUAAUAUAGAAGAGCUCGUUCAGGACAAUAAACAGACCUGGUGGUUGUGGCUGCUGUCGCCUUGACCUGCACUGCGCUGGUGCUGCGUCGUCCUGAGUGAGCCCCGGUUACCUGCCUGAGGGGCCACUGGACAGGUGUUCAGCGUCGAGGACCAGGAUCGUGGCUGUGCAGCUUCAGGGUUGGGCCAAGGGAAGAGGCAUGGGAUUCUGAAGCGUCCCAUUCUCUGCAGAAGGAAGGAAGCUGCACCGCAGCUCAGUGUGGCCCUGACACUGCCGUCCCUCACAUCCUGCGGGUGUGGAAUCCACGGUGGUGGGCGGGUGCAGGGGGAGGUGAUGGAGUCACGCACUUCCCCAAGGAUGGGCCCGUGGGCUCUGGGACAAUCCCCUCAGGGCUUAUCAAGGUCCCUUGGGUUUUCUUUCCCCACCUUGAGCCCAAGAGGCCCUCAGUGCCUACUGGCUAGACCAAGGUAACCUCAUGCCAGGGCCUCCACCUUUCUCCAAAGCCCACGACUGCACCCAUCACCCCCCCGCAAAGUCCCUCGGGCACAAUCAAGGCUCACUAAGAUGGUGCUAAGCGUGCAAGACAGAGGAACGCACUUGCCAAUGAAAUCCCUCAGGGCCGUGUAAGGGACUUCAUAAAUACCGAGCUACAUGUUUCAGGAAGAUCAAACACAUUUUAAGGUUGGGUCUUUCCAAUUUCA